CGGUCACAGGGAUCCUGAGUGAUUGUCAGGGUAUAAAAGGCCAAGACUGGGAGGCCAACAUUCAGUUUGACUCACGUGCAAAGUUACCUGGACAACACAGUGACGAAGUGCAGGUGCGAGAAGUGAGACCGAAUCCAGAAUCCAACAAGAUGGCUACUUCCAUUCUGUUGACGAAAUUUUCUUUGGUCCUCAUGCUGCUAUUGUUGUCGGAGGGUGGCGAUGGCUCCCAAAUAAGAUGUUCAAACGGUUUUAUAAACAACGAGAACAGCUGCUACAAGUUUGUUGACAUGGCUGUUUCUUGGGUUGAAGCGACGGUGUUUUGCAACGCCAUGGGGGCCCACUUGGCGGAGGUGGAAUCUCCGGUAGAAGAACAGUUUCUCUUGCAUCGUGUCUACUUUGUACAAUCCGAGCUGAGGGACAAGCCGCUGUGGCUGGGGGCCAGUGACGUCAUGAACAACGACGAGUGGGUGUGGAUGCACUCCAAGCGCGUGAUGGGGUACCGCAACUGGAACAUGAACCGACCAGAGGCCUCACCUAGUGGACACGGUCACUGCCUCGCCAUUCAGACUCAACCUGUCUUCGCCUGGGUGGAGACUGCCUGCGACCAGAACCUCAGGUUCAUCUGUGAGCAAGAAGCUCUGUAAGAAGUCACCUGAGACCUGAGUAUCCUGCUUUGAUUGCCGCUGGCGUUCACCUGGCGAAAGUUUCGUUACUGUGUUAUCGCCUCUGUCACUGACACGUGACCUUUCCAAACACAUGUAGAACUGUAUCUGUGACUGUGCGACAUGAGCAAGAU
Molecule: messenger RNA, 796 nt
Organism: Pomacea canaliculata
Lineage: Eukaryota; Metazoa; Mollusca; Gastropoda; Architaenioglossa; Ampullariidae
Product: perlucin-like
Exons: 5
Coding region: 150-644 (164 amino acids)
Biological process (GO): biological process involved in interspecies interaction between organisms
Cellular component (GO): external side of plasma membrane
Molecular function (GO): carbohydrate binding
Source: RefSeq, a predicted model, not a curated record